Phyllopteryx taeniolatus (common seadragon) is the source of this 1280-nucleotide messenger RNA. It is a transcript of the gene dhrs4, whose product is annotated as dehydrogenase/reductase (SDR family) member 4. The record is from RefSeq and is a predicted model, not a curated record. The coding region runs from base 82 to 957 and encodes 291 amino acids. Lineage: Eukaryota; Metazoa; Chordata; Actinopteri; Syngnathiformes; Syngnathidae. Gene Ontology annotation, molecular function: carbonyl reductase (NADPH) activity. The transcript has 9 exons.
CUUAAGUCCACUGUUGGGUGGAGGUAAUUCGAGUCCACAUGUAAGCCGAGCUCCACGGCCUUGAUACGGCCGCAGGCUUUGAUGGCAGAAAUGACAACAAACAGAACAACGUGGGCCCACAUGACACAAGUGGUGAUGUUGAGGGUUGCCUUCAGGUGCCUUUGGAACACUCCACUCUCGGGACCAAGAAAUAUGUCUCAGAGCAGUCUUGCAGGGAAAGUGGCCAUCGUCACGGCCUCGACGGCUGGCAUCGGCCUGGCCGCAGCCCGGGCCCUGGGCGAGAGGGGGGCGCACGUGGUGGUGAGCAGCAGGCGGCGGGCCGGCGUGGACGAGGCCGUGGCCCAGCUGCAGAGCCAGAACAUCCGCGUCACCGGCACCACCUGUAACAUCGGGAACCAAGGCGAUCGAGAAAGGCUGCUUCAGACGACGUUGGAUCAGUGCGGCGGCGUUGACAUCCUGGUGUCCAACGCGGCGGUCAAUCCUUUCUUCGGAAACUUCAUGGACACUACAGAGGAAGUUUGGGACAAGGUUAUGUCCGUAAAUGUAAAAGCAGCCUUCCUUAUGACCAAGUUGGUGGUGCCUCAUAUGGCAAAAAGGGGAGGGGGAAAUGUCGUGUUUGUGUCGUCCGUUGCUGCCUACCAACCGAUGCAGGGCUUGGGGGCGUACAGCGUUAGUAAGACGGCCUUGGUGAGUCUGACCCGGGCGCUGGCCCCCGAGCUGGCUCAGAGCAACAUCCGGGUCAACUGCGUGGCCCCCGGCAUCAUCAAAACACACUUCAGCGCCCCGUUGUGGCAAAAUGAUGACAUCAUGGAUGGCGUCAAAAAGCAGAUGUGCAUUAAAAGACUCGGCGAACCGGAUGAAAUCGGGGGAGUGGUCGCCUUCCUGUGCACUCAGGAGGCCUCGUACAUCACGGGAGAGACCAUCGCAGCGACGGGGGGGAUCGGCUGUCGACUGUGAUCGCAAAACAGAUUGACAACUCUCCAGAUAAUGCUUCCUGUUUGUAAUCUGAAGAUCCGCAGCUCAUCUGCAGCUUUCUAAUUUGUUUUUUUAAAUCGAGUAUUGAUGAUCCCAUCGAUUAAUCGGGUAAAAAUAGAUUCUGCAUCAUCAUCAUAUUUGUCCACUUGGGGUCACCAUCCUUACAUUCUACUGUAGUAUCUGUGACUCAGUGUGUAUGGUUGGUGAGUGAUGUGGGUGUCGAUGAAUGAGAGUGUGUGUUAUGUCUGAACAUGCUUAUGUGUUUCUUUUCUCACCGAUUGUUCAAUAAAGUUUUUGAAAAUGCA